Teleopsis dalmanni is the source of this 246-nucleotide messenger RNA. RefSeq names its product protein FAM98B-like. The record is from RefSeq and is a predicted model, not a curated record. Bases 56 to 229 code for a protein of 57 amino acids. Lineage: Eukaryota; Metazoa; Arthropoda; Insecta; Diptera; Diopsidae. The transcript is spliced from 2 exons.
UAUAAAUAACGCUGAAAGUUCAUACCUUAGACUAUAAUAAACUUACCAUCGUAAGAUGAAGAUCUACGCUUUCAUAAGUCUUUUGUUGGCCAUCUUGGCGCUUGCAGUCGCAACACCAAAUCCUGAACCAAAACCUGAACCAAAGUGGGGAGGUGGCGGUGGUGGUGGUGGUGGCGGUGGAAAAUUGUGGGGAGGCGGCGGUGGUGGUGGUGGAGGUGGUGGAAAAUAGAUUCCUUAACCACUUAC